ACAAUACUUGAAACUACUAGGCUUUGAGAUGUACAUAAGGUCUAGAUUCUUGUCGAAUACUCAAUCAAACCAACCCAAGGAUUUUGAGCUGAAUGAGAACUGAUUCUUUCUGAGACUAUGGACUCAACUUCGUUGCCACUUUCCAAGUCGGAUGUCUUCAACUACGGCUGGGAUCUUCUCUAGACCGUCCAGUCCGAUGUCAACAAGAAGGCUGAUCUGCUAAUUGCUCUCGCUCACUUCCUGCUGACCAAAUACUACAACUUUCGUUGCGUGGGCAUUGGUGAUGAUAAGACAUUGCUAGAUGAUGAUAAGGGAAGUGAACUGCUUCCGGAUUUCUGGAAUGAUGAUGAUACCAAAUACUCGCUCCGCUAUGUGCAUGACAAGCAGCUGUAUCUGCUCCUGGGCCACAUCACCGAUGAUGUCCUGCUGCUCAACAUAAUGAAUAUUAAAACCAAUAAGGUUUCCAAUAUCUGUGUUACUCCGGACACCCUGGUGGGCGUUAUCAAGGGCAGUAUUGAUACCCUGAUGCCGAAUGCCGCGGAGCUGGUCGAUCGCUAUUGCAAUGAGCUGCUGGACCCAGUCUUUACGGGUAACUCCCGUGAAGUCACCACCCAGACGACCAUGAUUGUGGAACUCAAUCUUCCUCGGCGUCGCAGACGUGACGCCAUCUAUUGGCCGCGCGGUCUCCAGACUCGUCCUUUUGGAUUUUUUUAUUAAUUAAAGGUAUCAAUUUUCGAUGUCAUUUAACCGCUCAAACUGACUCACUUUUCACUCCCUUUUUUCCGGCCAGUUGGUUUCCAACUAACAAAUUCAAAUACCAAAGCCACCGCAAAGGCAACAAAAAACUGUGUGCUAAAGUAAAGAAAACGAGCAAAUUUGUGUAAU
Messenger RNA from Drosophila serrata, 885 nucleotides. RefSeq names its product proteasome inhibitor PI31 subunit pseudogene. NCBI's taxonomy places the organism in Eukaryota, Metazoa, Arthropoda, Insecta, Diptera, Drosophilidae. The record is from RefSeq and is a predicted model, not a curated record.